Messenger RNA from Argiope bruennichi, 3955 nucleotides. RefSeq lists its product as uncharacterized. The coding region runs from base 277 to 3720 and encodes 1147 amino acids. The transcript is spliced from 5 exons. The record is from RefSeq and is a predicted model, not a curated record. NCBI's taxonomy places the organism in Eukaryota, Metazoa, Arthropoda, Arachnida, Araneae, Araneidae.
AUGGCAGAAUAUUCUUCUACUUUGCUACGCAUAUUAGCCAACAUUGCUUACGUUCUAUUUAAUUCAUAUAUUUAAAAUUGUUGGAAUUUGUUUUAUAACAAUGAUUUUGUUGAAACAUAUACCGCGUGAUGUUUUUGACAUUUUGCAAAAUUGUUCAUGACACAUGUAUUUGGAUUUGACUGUAUCACCUUGUGUAAAUCCUGAAUAAUGAUAAUAUAUUGCUGCAGAAUUUUCUAAAACUUAAUAACAUUCUUCUUUUGAAAAAUAAGAUCCAGAAUGUCUAAACCUGCUGUAGAAAAUACAAUGGCAUCUAACUUUAAUCAAAUGGAUGAUUCAAUCAUAAGUCUUCAAGAAAAUUCUCACCAGCUCUUUAGAACUUCUAAUCUUAAACACGAUUUUAAUAUUGAAUUAAACAAAGCAUACAAUUUAAAUGAACAUAAUGAGCUUACUGGUACAUCUGAUGGAAUUAAAACACCAUUCAAUAAAUUUAUGUUUGAUUAUGAAAAUCCAGAAAAAAAUACUACUAGAAAGUUAUCUGAGAUAGAAAACUUAGACCACUUGGAAUCAGACGAAAGCUUGGGCAUUCUUCCAGAUUUGUUAAAUGAUGAGGCGACUUUUGAUGUAUUUAGAACAGAUUUGGAUUUUUCUGAGGGUGAUAUUAAUGAUGGGAUUAGUCUUGAAACAAACAAGAGUCCAGCACCAUUGGUAUUUUCUCCACCAGUUGAUAACCAGUUUAAUAGAAUAAGUUUAUAUUUGAAAAAUAUUAGCACGCCUUUGCCAAAUUUUGGUAAUGAACGUAGAUGUAGCAGUACCCCUAAAAUUUCAGUUACAAGUCAAUUUGUUGCAAAUACAACUGAUAGUAUUGAAGAUAAUUCAUCGUUGCAUCUUUCUGAUGAGAAAGACGAAGCGAUUAUAGCUGGAUCGUGCCGCAUUAAAUUUGAAACUGAUUUCAAUUUGGAUGAUCUUAAAAAUGUGAAGCCUUUGACUUCAACUAAUAAAGCAUUCUCUCCUCCUCGGCUAUCAUUGAUUUUAAAUGAACUGAAUGAAGAAACUGGUUUGAAAUCUGAAGUAAGCUUUCAGAAACAAUCGGAAACAAUUGAAAAUAAUUUAAAUGUUGUGCAAACUCUUUCGGAUAAUGUUGUUGAAGAGUUACUUCCUUGUGAAUAUGAAAAAAAUAUCCAAAAUUUAAAAGUUUUAAAUGACACAUUUCAAGUCAAGCAAUCUGUUUUAAUAGAUUCUGUUGAUGCGUUUUUAUCGCCCAAAGAUUGCACUCGUAACACCUUGGAGGUCGGCCUAGCAAAAUCUAACAAUUAUGAAGCAAAAGGAAAUGUUAAGACACUUGAUUCUACAUUUGCAAUACCUGCAGAUAAAUUUAAUUGCAAAGUGGAUUGUGAAAAGACAUUUGUUAUUGAUUUUAAUUCAACCAUAGGAACAGAGGUAUCUCCCAAGUCCAUUUAUACAGAUAGGAUACUUAAUGAAACUCAUGUGCUUGGAAUGGAUUAUAUGGAGUUUUCUUCAAAGAAACAGGAUCAGAUUGCUAAUGUAACUUUUACUAAAGAUUUAGAUGAUACCAAAAGCAAUAUUGAAAAUCAUUGUUAUAGCUUUCAUGGUGCAACAUUCAAACCACUUAACCCAAUUUUGGAAGAAACUUUUUCUAAAAGUGAUUUAAGUGAAAUGAAAGAUCUUAGCAAAAAUGUUUCUCAGUGUAUUAAUAGAAAUCAAUUAACUUCUCCUGACACAUUCAAUAUGAAGGGAGAUGCAACUUAUUCUGAAAAUGUUGAUAAAUUUCUUCUUGAGAUGAAUGGAACUCGAAAUAUCAGUUCAAAUAGAAGUUAUCAAAUAGAAAUUGCAUCACCAAAUUCUCCAAAAUCACCUAGAAGUAAUAUUUAUGAACAGGAAGGAGAAAAUAUUUCCCACGAGCAAAUUAAUCUUACUGAAAAUGAAAACAAUCCUUCUAAUAAAAUUUUACUUUCUGCUGCAUUGGAAUCAAUAAUUCCAAAAGAGGAUUGUUCUUUUGAAAUAUUGACGAAGUCAUCUAACCCAUGUAUAAAUACUACAUUUACAGAAAAAGCUGAUGGAGCUCAGAAUGAUAUAAAUUUGAUUUCAAUUGAAAGUAAUAGAGUUCAAGCAUCUCAAAAUUCAUUGAAAGAAAUUUCAAAUGCUACUUUUUCUGAAGAAAUUUGUGAAGCUCAAAUUAAACUGAAUUCCAUUCCAACUGAAAAGGAUAAUUAUCAAGCAUCUCCAAAAGAAAAAACAUAUGACAUUUUUUCCGAAUUGGCUGAUAAAAAUGCAAAUGUUCAGCAUGAGAAACAGUUAAGUCAGUGUGAUAGAGAUUCUUUUGGGGGAAUAACAUCUUCAAAUCUAAAAAAAAUUGAUUCAAAUAACACUGUUUCUAAAAAGGAUACUGAUAAAUCCAAUUCUCUAAAAAAUUGCUCCGUGGAGUCUAAAACUAUUCGGAAAAGUAGAUUGAUAAAGCCUACCAAAACUACUUUUUCGAGUAAGGUUCCUGAGCAAUUGAAUAACCAUUUAUCUGUUCCUAAAUCCCUUAAUGAAUCUCUUAAUGAUAAAAGGUCCAUUACUUUUGACUUUAACAAAAGAUUAAGCUUAUUUUGCUCAUCUGCAAAUGAUAAUAAAUCUAAAUAUAAGACUGAUUUUAAAAAACCUUUUGAAGUCCCUUCAAAGGUAAGCAUUAAAAGGCCAGAGUCAAAUUUAAAAAAUUCCAGGUUGAACUUAAAAUGUUCAAAUGGACAUUUAAAAAAUGUUAGCACAGUAAAUGAAAAGCAAAAUUUGAUUACUCAGCCCAAUUUAAAUUCUGAUAACAAUUCCAGGAUUAAAUCUGCUACAGUUGCCUCUGGUAGUCGACCAGUUUCUUCAAGGUUAAGUCUUCCUGAAAAAUUACCAAUGAAGUCUGUUAAAACAAAGGGAUGUGAAUUAAAUACAACAGUUACCUUUACUACUGAAAAUAAUUCUAAUAAAGUUAUUUCUUGCCCAAAGAUCUUGGAUUUUCCAAAAAAAGAAAAAUUAUCUGAAAUUGGAAGGAAUAAUGCUAAUACUGGAAAAAAAAUUUCAAGGCACUCAAUUGCUACAAAUUUACCUAGAAAAUUCCCACCAUUUAAUAAUCACAAUAAUAUUUUAAAUUCAAAGGCUGCAGUAAUUAAACAAAAGAGUGCACCAGAAUCUAAUUCCUGUAAGCCUGAUUCAAAGAAAGUUCCAACCAAUUCGAAACUUGUUAGUUCUAUUACAAAACUUAAAUUUUCUUCCUUACCUAAGGUGCAAACAUGUACAAAAACAUCAUCUGUUGAAAAUGAGAGCAAAAAUGCAAUUAACAAAAGUGUAACAUCUAAUAGUCAAAAAAGCAAUGGUCAUCUGAAAAAACCUUGUGUACUUGAACACAAAGCAGUACAGUUUGUGAAAAGCCAAAUAAGUACAGAUUAUGUGAAGCAGAAAGAUAAUACAAGGGAAAUUGCUGCUCCAAAUUUUUCUAUGUUCCCUCCAAGUGAGCAGGCCGCACAGUUAUUAAAUCCUUUAAAUGGUAAUAAAUCUAAUGGCCAAUGCAAUUUUCGACCUAUGCCUAAAAUUACAAAAGGCAGCAUUAGAAGUAUGAACUCUAAAGAUGUCCAUAUUGUUCAGCAAUCUGACCUUCAAAAUCAAGUUUCCCAGCACACUGCAGGAAAAAUACCACAAAUGCGAAGGAUUCCAGCUCCACGUUAUAAUAAUUGAUAUUGCCUUUCAUUUAUGCACAUGUAAAUAUUUAGUGCCAUAAAUAAUAUAUAUUUAUAAAUGUAAUUUAUAUAUUUUAAUAUUUUCUAAAUUAAUCAUUUUCAAUGAAUUACUAUUUUAUUUGUAGAAUGAAGAGCUUUUAUUUGUAUUAUAUUUUAUUUUAAGCUGUAUCCUAGUAUUGCAAAUGAAUUGUCACAAAGUUUAUAGAAUAUAUAUUUAUACUAACAAAGUUGUA